CCUAUCAUAGACUUUGGGAGUAUGAAGGUAGUCCUGCUUCUAUGCAUCGUGGGCUGCUACAGUGGUUCGAUAUUGGUCUGCACUGCUGAAGAUGCCAAGCUGCUGUCCCAGCCGGAACAGAGUACAUCCCCUCCCACGCCAUUAGGAAAUUCGCCCCAUGUCGCCGAUGGUGCCAGACACGCAAGCGAUGGGGUGUCCUCAGAAACACCCGGAGCCUUGAACCGGGUGUCGAGAGCUGCACGCGCCUUUGACGACGCCAGUGGUUCCGUCGACGACUACAGAGUCCUUCGGGCGGCUUUGAAUCCACCUAGGCGACACCGGUUUCUACAUUUUGGGCGCAAAAGGGCCCUCUUGGCACCGUACUACGGGUCUCCGGCACUCAGCUCCGUUGCCACAGCCUCGGGCGAAGAAGAAGCCGAGUGGAGUGGAGGAGAAGAUGAAGACGACGACGAGGUGACCACGUCCCAGGAGGGCCCCGAGGCGGCUGCUCUACAAUGGGCCAAGAGGACACUUCGAGACGGGCCCAACAGCUUCCUGCACUUUGGCGAGAGAGAACCGGAGGAGGAAGGAAGCGGUGGAGAACAACUGAGGUUCAAGCGAAAUGCGCAGGAGGCCAAAUCUCUCGAGGCUGCUCACAUGCUGAAUACAGGCGCAGAAGGCUUCGAAGCCUUCAACCUACAAGCGGAGUCUCAAGACUCGGACAACCUUGUUCCAGCAUCGAAGACCAAGCGCUCUCCAAACCACAUCAUGCACUUCGGCAAGCGGCUGCAAACUGCUUCAACGGUUGAUGAAAACGACGGCGUCAAACGAGGAUCUCAUAACAGCAUCAUGCACUUUGGCAAACGUAAUAACCAGCAAGAUGUUGAUGCCAUCUUGGAUAACGUCUACUCAACCAUGGAUGGCACGUCAGGGAAGCGUGGUGCAAACCGUAUGAUGCACUUCGGAAAGAGGGAUCCGGAAUACGGACUUUCGACUGGACUGGAAGGCGAACCCGAUUUGGACUUCGUAUCCGCUGACAAGAAAGCUCCUAACAGGAUUCUACAUUUCGGCAAGAGGCCCAGCAGCAGUAGCAGUAGUGGAGAAGGCGACGGUGAUGUGGAGGAAGCUGAAAAAGAUAAACGAGGGAACCGCAUCAUGCACUUUGGAAAGCGAGAAGACGAAGAUCUGUCCGGAAUGAGUCUGUCCUCAAUGAACGACGCAUCGACCGCCGCAGUCAAGAGGUCCGCCUCCGCACGCAGCAAGUACUCCGGCAGACCGGACCAGCUGCAGCCAUUCAGUGGUAUCGGGAGACAACUUCAGAGGCAGUUUCAGGAGUGGAAGAAGCGAAACCGCAUUCUUCACUUUGGCAAAAGGGAACCGCAGAGGUCUGUGAGUUACUACCAGCAGAAGCGCCUGGGAAACAGAAUCAUGCACUUCGGCAAGCGAGCUGGUUAUCCAUUUAACGCUGAUGGUGCGUCAUCUGCCCACGCAGCAAUGAAGGACAAAAAGCUAAAGCACUCCAUUCUCCAUUUCGGCAAACGCGAGGACGGGAUAGUAUCUGUAAUGGGAGACGACAAGCGCAAUCGAAUAAUGCACUUUGGGAAACGAAUCGGAAAUGACGACCAAGAAUAUCAGUAUGGACAACAGCUUCCCAUGGACAAGCGGGCGGGAAACAGGAUUCUUCACUUUGGUAAAAGGCUGCAGGCGCCCUCAUCGCCUAGCACCUGGGAUUACGGGAUCGACGCAGCCGCAGAAACAUCCCGUACUGCAGCUAACAAGAGGGCUCAUCGAAUCCUCCAUUUCGGCAAACGGGACAGCGGCGCCAACUACGGCGAUGGCGGUGUGGAGUCAAACCCUGUCGUCUUGGCGCAACACUUGGACGAGGCCGACGCAUCCAAGGUCUCGGGGGGUCACGGUCAGCCCGAGACACAGAAUGUCAUCAGGAAGAAGAGAUCCACCCCACCUGUGGAGAGCAGUGACUACAUUGACGACACUCUUGCCCAGAUGAUGGGCGAGCUGAUGGGUGAAGAUGGCUACCCGGACAGGAUCACCAUGGGUCACUCCGGCUUGUCCGGGCCGCUGCACCUACCUCACGCGUACGUGGCCGCGCAGGUUUACGGGAACGCAUUUCCGCGCAUGCUCAGUCGACCCAGCCGGAGCGACAGGUUAUUCCGUGCAUUGUACAGCGGAGAACAUGGCGUCGAGAUGAUGCCGAAAGGCCAGUCUCGCAAUGUGUUCCUGCACUUUGGCUGAGUUUGUUCCACACUUCACGAUGCUGAGCCGUGGCAAAAGAAAACUUUCUCCUCUUAAGAUUAUCUUCCCUUCAUGCUUUGCUCUGAGCACCAGGGUUUCUUUCUCCGCCUGUCUUCUGUUAGUUCCCGUCCUUUUACGUCAUGAAUGAAGAAGAUCUCGUUGAAGACGAACCUGAGCGCAGUCCUUGGUGUUUUCAGUUAUUAGGUCUCCACUCAAUGGUUGUCUGAAGUCAUUUGCGAUCUCCAUUGACGUCGUUUUGUAGGUGUACAGGACAACGUCCAUGUUUAUUGUUCACUCGUAUUUAUUUAUUUCUCAUUUAUCAAGGGAGAAUAAUAGGAUGGUGGUGACUCCUUGUAGCUGAAUCAUUCACAGAACCUGUUCCUGAACAAUUCGAAACCGAGUAUGCACUCAUUCCAUACAUAUGCACGCCUACUACGAGGCCAUUGCCACACUUCUUUCUCGGUUUACGUAGCGUGUACUGCACUUCAGUUCACCCUGAAUGGCGUAAAUUUAAUUUUUGCCUGGCAGGAAUGCGUGACAAAUUUCGUGAAUUCCGUAAUGGUAUAGUUUGCCUUUUGUGAAACUUUCUUUAUCGAGUAUGAAAAAAAAAUGGCACUAUUUCUACUUCCUUAUGUCGAAGCAAACUGUGAUACCUCUCUCGUUGACCGGAAUGAUGCACUCUUUUCAUUCCUCGCACACUCCUGAAUUCCAUCGCAAUUGACUAUUUCACUUCGGUGUCUUUUUCUACAGAUGUUAUUCCGACUAUUUCAACGCAUGCUUUUCAUCGAUUGGUAGUUCUCUCACUCCCCACAUUGUUUACAAGUUAGUUAUCAGUAACGAUGUUCCGAUAACUAAAAAAACGUCUGUGUGCGCCGCAUGAGUGCAGGAAUAUUCAUUUUCGAUUUUACAACGUACGGAUAUUUAUGUUAAGUCUGCGAGAAGUUGUCGGAAUAUGGCAUAUAUACACGGACAUGUUACUACGUUGUUCAAUGUUUUCAGGUCGCGUUUGCUUCGUUAGUUGAGUUGUGUCUGACAAAGGGUAAAUAACUAAGAACUCUCAGCGCUACCUGUUGAAUAAUUCACCACAGAAAAGGUAGUCGCGUGAAGGCACAACUAAUCUGCCUCUGGUGAGCACGGAAUGUCCUGACACUGCUCCUUUAAGACUUAAGCGAUGCUCUUGAAAGCUGGAAACGUUCUGUCACGUGAAAUAUUCUUGACGGUGAGAAUAACGGUUCACGUUUAAAUGUAGUCUUCAGCAUUGCGUUCAUUUAAAAAAGUCAUUGGUCUUAAAAGCGUACAUUUUUAUAGUACGGCUUGUUCAAUGCUAAAACAUAGUCGUCUUUUUUUUUUCUGGCUGCAAAAGUAAUCUAUGCAGGCUACUUUUAAGAAAUGAUGGUGUCCUUAGUUUAUUUGACAAUCAUUUUAUUUUCUCUAUCCACAUCAUUCGCCUUUAAACCGGUGCGUUGACGUAUUUUUAAAAAUGACAAGCAGGUGGUGAACUUGCUCAUGAUGAAAAUAUAGAGUGUAAUUUCUAAUCCCCUGAUUUCUUAGCUUCUCAUGCGAUUGGCAUCCACUGAGCGCUUUGUAUAAGAACUGCACGCUUUUAAGCAAAGUAAAUGACUCCAGUUUUUUUUUUUUUUUCAGAGGCUGGGUCAGUAUGGCUCGAAAGUUAAAUUUUCCCAGCUUAAAACUUCACCUAACAAAUCCACAUUUGGAAGCAACACAUGCAGAACAAACCUUUAGUCACUCGAAGUUAGCUAUCAAGCAAAUACGUGUAUAUGUAAAAUAGAAGUACUUUUUUGUCACAAGGUUAUUUUAGGGUGUUGAUUUUAAUUUUAUUUUGAUGUACAAAGAACGAAAAAAAACCUUGCACAAGAUCUCUUUUUCUGAAAGCUGAAUUUGAGAAGCGCUAGCUUUUGCAGUCUCUUUUAAUGUCUGUUGGCUCUUCGAAGUUUACAAGCUGAACUUAAGUCUCGGUGAAAUAAUUGAUCACAUAUACCGCACAGAAAAGCAGCCAUUCUUCAAUGAAAUAAUUAUCAUGCAGAGAAGAAUGAAGUUGAUGGCUGCAUCAGUUGGGUGUUUAAUCAAUUGGCGCUGUUACAAUAAAUAGAAAACAACACUGAUGCAACGUUAUUAUUACAGUCAGCUAAGAUUCAACGGCAGAAAACAACCAUUUGACAACAAGAACUUGUAUGCUGUUUAAAGCAUAUAUGUGGGUUUUUUUGGCUUGGUAUUGUUCCCUUCCUUCAAACUAGAAGCAACAUGCAUCAUCAGAUCGUGAUGCGCGCUUAUUGCCUUGAACUGUACUAUAAACAUUAUAUUCGGGCAAAAGCUAUACAGACAUGCAAAAUUUAGUGCCUAAAAAUAUUACGUGACUAUAAUUCACAGCAAUUACAACUUUCGUACUUGAGAAAUUCUCGACUUAAAUUGGUGGUCAGAGUCAAAGAACAUACCUGUCUAUUAAAUUCUUGAUGGCAGAAGCUUGUUCACCCGUUCAGCUGUUCUGUGAGGUUUCUCUUUACCUAUAUAGUAAUUGAAUGAAUACUGAACGAGCGAAUUAAAACGAGCUUAUCACGCUUUGCCCGUAAGAGACAAAACUUUAUUACGGCAUUUCUUUCCCCGUGUCACCUCUUCAGAAGUCAUUGUGUAAAUAUGUGAUUGCAUGCCCCUCUGAGAAAAGGAUGUUAUUUUUGUGAAUAGCAAUAUCCGCUCUGUUACCCAUCCGGUAAGGUUGCGCUCUGAGUGUGAUACCACGUUUUGUUGUGCCGUAUGUCUCAAGAUUGUGCUUCACUUUGUUCAUCAUGUGCUAUUUAUUUCACCACACGCGCUCAGGUUGAUGUCUCCAACAUUGUGAAGUCGCACGUAUUUAUUUAAUUUAUUUCGCUAUUUAUUUACGAGAGGCCACAUUUUCAGCCUCACUCAACUGUCUUCAGGCUGAGAAGUGGCCGAAUGAAUGGCUCCAUACAAGAGAAAUACCACUGGAGAAUGAACGACCGUGCGAAUAAAAGAAGGACGUUGACAAUCUCAACUGGACGACCAAACAAAGCGCACGAGAAUAAAAAAAUAUCAGAAUGUUUAAAAAUUGAAAAA
Molecule: messenger RNA, 5322 nt
Organism: Rhipicephalus microplus (southern cattle tick)
Lineage: Eukaryota; Metazoa; Arthropoda; Arachnida; Ixodida; Ixodidae
Gene: FMRFa
Product: FMRFamide related propeptide
Source: RefSeq, a predicted model, not a curated record